Serendipita indica DSM 11827 is the source of this 534-nucleotide messenger RNA. Lineage: Eukaryota; Fungi; Basidiomycota; Agaricomycetes; Sebacinales; Serendipitaceae. The record is from the annotation of a GenBank genome assembly.
AUGGCUACAAACGCAGAGGACGAGAAACAUUUAGGAUAUCUCAGACAAGCCCUUGAAGAAGCCCGAAAAUGCACACCUGUCCCAACAGCAUUUUGUGUUGGGUGUGUCAUCGUUGCACAUCCAUCUGCAUCGCUCAAAGGCAUCGAUGAAGACGAAUUGAUCAUCGGAAGAGGAUAUUCAAGAGAACUACCGGGAAACACACACGCAGAAGCAAACGCACUCGCCAAAGCCCGACAACUCGCGACUUCCCCCUCGACGAGCGAAACGUAUACCACUGCCAUCGUCGAGGAGCUCCUCUCUACUGCUUCAGUCUACACGACGCUGGAACCGUGUAGCGUCCGUACGUCGGGACUCGCUCCCUGCGCAAAGGCGUUGCUCGAUGCAAAGGUUAAAAGAUGCUACAUUGGUGCCGCUGAGCCACCAGACUUUGUAAACUGCGAGGGUGCGAAUAUGUUGAAAGAGGGCGGGGUCGAAGUACAUUGGAUAAAGGGACUCGAAGACGAGUGUCUGAAGACUGCGCGAGGCGAGUGGUAG